Molecule: messenger RNA, 747 nt
Organism: Helobdella robusta
Lineage: Eukaryota; Metazoa; Annelida; Clitellata; Rhynchobdellida; Glossiphoniidae
Exons: 5
Biological process (GO): lipid homeostasis; triglyceride catabolic process
Cellular component (GO): membrane; cytoplasm; lipid droplet
Molecular function (GO): triacylglycerol lipase activity
Source: RefSeq, a predicted model, not a curated record
AAGAUGAUGAAUGUGUCAUUUUCUGGUUGCGGCUUCCUUGGGAUAUAUCAUUUGGGUGUAGCCAAGACUUUGGUAUCAGAGGGCAAAAAAUUUGUGAACAUGAUUUCGAGAUUUGGGGGAUCAUCCGCUGGGGCUCUUAUUGCUUCUUUGUUGGCCAUUCACGGACCUAAUGAAGACGCUAUUGAGUUAUGCAGGCAGUUUUGUAUAGACCUAGCAGAAGAAAUAAAAAGCAAAACAUUUGGGGUAUUGACACCAGGAGUCGAGUUGUUGAACCCCAUUGCAAAAUUUCUCGAGGACAGUUUCACACGAUGCUCAUAUCAGGGCUUCAGGUUAGGGCUGUUCAUAUCGGUAACAAAUGCCGAGAGCAAAGAGAACGAGAUCAUAUCUGAGUUCUCAUCGAGGGAUCAACUCAUCAAAUUUUUAUUAGCUAGCAGCUGUGUGCCGUACAUUACUAACUCGAAAUCAAUAAGAAUCGGCAACAAGAGGUAUUUUGAUGGUGGCCUGACAAACAACAUGCCCCUGUUUUACGAAGGUGAGACCAUUUGCGUCUCCCCAUUUGAGGGCAAACACGAGAUUUGCCCCUCCAUCAGCCAACCAAAAACGUCGCCGUUUGCGUCAUCGUUCGCGACGUCAUCGUCGUCGUCGUCGUUCACGCUGUCUGCCAGUGGCUUGUACCCCAUUGACCGCAGCCACGUCACCUUUGCUAAUCAAAAUUUCAAGGUCGUUAGGUGUGUGGGGGGAGUGUGA